UCCUUCAGGCAUCCGAACAAGUCUGGACUGUUCUGCUGCCGCUUGUGUGCAGCUAAGACAGGCAGCCUCGGGAAUCAGAAACUGCGUUUUACAGUCUCCUGCAGGGAUGCAGCGACAGGAGCUCGGUUACUGAGCUUACAGUGGAUGAUCGUGAGGUUGUCUUGUGCUUUAUCUUGUUUUUAAAGCUGUGACACUGCACACGGGUGACUGGGAGUACUACUGUGUGUCCAGACCACUGCACGGAGAGCGAGGGCUGGAUAUGCCACAGGUGGAAAGGUGAGGAGCGGCAGGCUGUGGCCCCGGUGCACGGAGCAGAGAUCCCCAGGUUGUGAAGAUGAGGAGCUGGUUUUUCACUGUGACUGUCCUGCUGUCCUCCAUGAAACGGACUGAAGCUCAGGAGCCCAACGUGACGUCUUCAGAUGGCAGGUGUAAUAAUGUGCAAGCAGCAGAUAUUGUUUUCCUGGUCGAUGGGUCCUCCAGUAUUGGCCGAGCUAACUUCCUGCAGGUGAAGGGCUUUAUGGCUGGAAUCAUCAAGCCGUUUGCCGGCUCUGUCAGCGAGUCAGGGAUACGCUUUGGGGCCAUACAAUACAGUGACACCUCCAGAGUGGAAUUCACAUUUACUACCUACCUGGUUGGCACCGAGGUCGUCAACGCUGUAGAGAAUCUGAACUAUAAGGGUGGAAACACACGCACUGGUGCUGGUCUCAAAUUUGUCGCUGAUAACUUCUUCAACCCUGUGUCCAGUCGAGAUGUUCCAAAGAUCACUAUCCUGAUCACAGAUGGGAAGUCCCAGGACGGCGUGCAGGAACCAGCACAGAAGCUGCGCAGCCAAGGAGUGCAUGUUUUUGCGGUUGGUAUAAAGAGUGCAGACAGGAAUGAGUUGGCCCAGAUCUCCUCCCAGCCCAGCAGUGAUUUCACCUCCUUUGUUGGGGACUUCAAACUGCUUAACACACUUCUUCCUCUAGUGAGCCAGCGAGUGUGUUCCAAAGCAGGAGGAGUCUACGUUAGUGAUGAGGCAUUUUCUGGUCCAGCCAACCUCCAGUUCACAGGCCAGACGUCUGAUACUCUCAGGUUUCGCUGGAAUGCAGCAGGGGGGCCUGUGAGUGGCUAUGUGGUCCAGUAUGUGCCACUCUCUGGCCUGGGUCAGCCCAUCACAGCAGAACUACGUCAGGAGACUGUCUCUGCCAGUCAGAGGACCUAUACCGCACGAGAGCUAAGGUCAGGAACUGACUACCUGGUGACUGUCAUCGCCCAAUACCCCAACAGUGUGGGGGAGUCUAUUUCUGCCAAGCAACGAACCAGGUCUCUGCCAGGGGUGACCAGUCUACGCCUGAUAGAGGCAGGGUUCUUUUCUCUCUCUGUGGGUUGGGACCAACCUUCGUCUCCUGUACAAGGCUACAGACUCACCUAUGGACCGCGAGGUCAGCCAGCAGCCCAGCUGUUGGUGCAGGCUCUGUCUGCAGACUCCACAUCUGUCACCUUGGAGUCCCUUCAGCCCGAUACGGAGUACGUCAUCAGCCUCUACCCCUUAUUCCCCCGAAACUCUGCAUCCCCGUCCAUCCUCAACGCUCGCACAUUGCGCCUUGAGUCAGUGCAGCAGUUAACAGUGGAGACUGAGUCAGAGGGCAGCGUUCGUGUGCGGUGGGGAGGCGUCAGUGGUGUGCGGGCCUACCGUCUGGUCUGGGGACCAUUUACAGGUCGAAAUGUGGAGACGGUGGAGGUUGCUGGUGGCAGUGAGUUUUACACUUUGUCCGGACUGCAGCCCGACACUGAGUACAUCGUCACCAUCAUCCCGCUGUAUGAGGGCAACACCGAGGGCCCUGUAGCAACCGCCAGGUUCAAGAUAGAGCGUCAGGAGCAGCAGGUCCUCAGAGCAGCUACCACCGGCCCCUCCUCUAUUCGUCUCACCUGGAGAAUUAUCCCAUCCUCUCGAGGGUACCGCCUAGAGUGGAGGGCGGGGGAAGGAGGACGUGUCGAGACCCUGACCUUUCCUACAACCACUUCCAGCCAUGAGCUAACAGGCCUUCAGCCCAACACAGAAUAUAUCAUCAAGCUGUACACGCUGUUCGAAGGUCGUGAGGAAGCCACACCUGUCUCCACCACAUCCAGAGAGGAACAGCCAGUGGGGAAAGUGUCCAACCUGAGAGUGGUGGAGUCUCUGGGCAGCACCGUCAGACUUGGCUGGACAGGUGUAGCCGGGGCCACACAGUACCGCAUCAUUAUCCAGAACACAGACGCGGGAACAGAGGAAAUACGGAAUAUCCCUGGAAACCAGACGACCCUUGACCUCAGAGACUUGUCAGUGGGAGUGUCUUAUGGAGUCAGUGUCACAGCGCUGGUUGGAGAAAAUGAAGGAGACCCAGUUACUGUCUACAUCAAACCAGAGCAAGGUCCUGGCAGAGUGACGAACCUCAGAGUGACAAACGCAAACAGUCGGAGAAUUCGAAUUGCCUGGGCAGGUGUUACUGGGUCGACAGGUUACAGGGUUACUUGGAGACAAGGCAACAAUCCAGAGCAGUCUCGUCUUCUGGGGGCGGAGGCUACAUCCUUCACCAUAGACGGCCUGCAGCCAGAUGAGGCGAUAGUAAUUGGUGUUGCAUCUGUGGUUGAUCAACGCGUUGGAGACGUGGUCACACUGUCCAGUCGGACUAAUCCCCACGGUGGAUCAGUGUCUGGCCUUCGCAUCGUUGACGUCACGUCUCAGAAGAUACGCAUUGCAUGGUCACCUUCCACUAGGGCAACUGGCUAUAAGAUCACUUGGCGUCGUGAAGAUGGAGUUGAAACAACGCGUAACGUGGCCGCCAACGUCAAUUCCUUCACCAUUGAUGGACUACAGUCAGAUUACGCCUACGCUGUGUUAGUUUCUUCACUUAUUGGCUCUCGAGAAGGAAGUCCUACCACUCUGAACAUCAGGACAGAGUCAGAUCAGACUGUGGUAGGGACUGUGACGUCACUGCAAGUCCAGGAGGCCCGUGGAGAGGUUGUCCGAGUCACUUGGGUUGGUGUCCAAGGAGCAACAGCGUAUCGGGUGUCUUGGAGGAGAACAGACGGUGGUGAAGAGAGGAGUCAGGUGGUGGACGGAGAUGUGACAGCAGUGGAUUUGGAGCAGUUGGAUCCCGGAGCUCAGUAUGAGGUGCAGGUCAUGGCUUUAGUUCAAAACAGAGAGGGAUCCCCUGUGUCUGUCAGAGUCACCACACCUGGUGCCUACACCCCCCCUCCGACAGUAACUGCCACAACUUUACGAGUGGCGGAGGUUACCCGGGAUUCUGUGCGGCUUGGCUGGACUCCACUACCAGGUGCCACAGGAUAUAUUCUGCGCUGGAGAGACGAGACAGAUACUGGUAUAGGCUUGUCUGUUACGCUCCCUGCUGCGUCCAGCUCUUACCAGGUGACUGGGCUGCGUUUGGGUCGUCGUUAUCGCUUCACCAUUCAGCCCACUUUUGUCAGUGGAUUGGGAACAGAGACCUCUGUAGAUGAGCACACUGUGUGUGUGGGCGGGCGUUUGGACGUGGUGUUUGUGGUGCCAGCAUCGACCGAUCGGAUUAGAUUUGCAAGACCUCUGCGUGAACUCCUCACAAGUGCAGCACGGUCGCUCAACACUAUCGGACCCCGUGACUCACAGAUGGGAGUUGUUGUAUACGGUUACAGACCCAAAAUAUGGUUCCUGCUUAAUCGCCAUGGCAGGUCUGACACACUUCUUCAAGAAAUCCAGUCCACCCCCUUUGAUGAAAGCCCCGGGAAUAACAUUGGUGAGGCGGUGAGAUACACCAGGCAGUAUCUUCUGACCCCCUCAGCGGGACGGAGACCGAGGGUCCCUGGUGCUGUCGUCAUCAUUGCUGACAAAAAAUCAGCUGACAACCUGACUUUGGCAGCCAGCAGUCUCAAGGCUUCAGGUGUGACAGUGUUAGCAGUGGGUAUAGACCAGGCGGAUACCGAGGAGCUGCGUCGGGCAGUGACGGAUGGCAGCACCCAAAACAUCCUGUAUGCUCGUGAUGCAGCACAGUUGGACUCUGCACAUACCGGUCUGGCAGACUUGCUCUGUGGUAUCGCCAGAAUACCAGACGUAGGUCCAGGUCCAGAGGCGUGUCCCGCUCAGUGCCCUCGGGGUGAGAGGGGAGAACGUGGCGAGAAGGGUGAGAGAGGCAGAGAUGGUUCAGAUGGACGCAAAGGAGAGCCUGGUCGUGAUGGUCUGCCUGGGAGGGAAGGCCCCAGAGGACCUGAAGGACGCCCAGGUCCACCAGGCCAGACUAUCCCUAUUGAGCGCCCAGGGGGGGUGAAAGGAGAAAAGGGGGAGAGAGGUUUUCCUGGCAUUGAUGGAAGUCCAGGGUUGCCGGGACGACCAGGUUCCCCUGGAAAUGCAGGGAUCCCGGGUCCACAGGGCCUGCCUGGUAUCAGGGGAGAUCCAGGUGAAUCAGGUGUGCCAGGGGCACAAGGACCAAAGGGCAGUCAAGGUGAAAGGGGUGAACCGGGCUCUGUAUCAGGAGGGGGUCUUCCGGGGAGGAAAGGAGAGCCGGGCCUCCCGGGAAUACCGGGUACUCCAGGUCGGCCAGGCAGCGAUGGAGCCAAAGGUGCCUCUGGGGUUCCAGGGAUAUCUGGUCAGGAUGGCCGCCCAGGUAUUCCAGGAACACCAGGACUCUCCAUCAAGGGAGAAAAGGGCAGCCCAGGAGACAGGGGACCUCCAGGAGUAGGCAGCGGGGUGGCCGUGAAGGGCGACAAGGGCUCCCCAGGUACUACAGGACCUCCAGGGGCUAUGGGUCCUAGAGGGCUAGCAGGACCACAAGGCAGUAAAGGAGACAAGGGUGAUGUUGGUGAUGGGGCGCCUGGACCUCCAGGCAGGCAAGGAGAGCCUGGGGACAGGGGUACCCGUGGGCCUCCAGGAGAAAUUGGUAGCAAGGGUGACCGAGGACAGCCAGGUGAGCCUGGAUCGCAGGGAGACAGGGGAGAGAGAGGACCGGCUGGUGAAACCGGGGAAAGAGGCGACCCUGGGAAGCUGGGCCUCGCAGGAACACCAGGGUUGAGAGGUUUACCAGGGCCCGCUGGAACGCCAGGAGAAAAGGGAAAUGAAGGUGCACGCGGGGAGCCCGGCAGAAGUACUCCAGGUUUUCCCGGGAAGAAAGGGGAGCAGGGGGACCGAGGCCAGACUGGUCCCGAGGGUCCAAGGGGAGAAAAAGGAGAGCCAGGACAGAGAGGAGAGAGAGGUCUUCCAGGGUUAGGAGGGUCGGCUGCCGGAUCUAAAGGAGAGCCGGGAGAGAGAGGACAGCCUGGUAUCAGUGGAAGGCCGGGUGCCAAGGGAGAUGCAGGUGACCCUGGAGAGAGGGGAGAGAAUGGGCGGCCAGGACUCCCAGGAAAGCCUGGCCUUCCUGGGAAAGCGGGAGAGAGAGGAGAGAAGGGUGAUGAAGGCACACCUGGGGAGUCUGGGCUUCCAGGGAAGGCAGGAGAAAGAGGACUAAGGGGACUACCCGGUCAGCCAGGACGAGCAGGAGAGAAAGGAGACACGGGAGACCCAGGAGAGCACGGGCGAAAUGGCAGCCCUGGACCCACAGGACCGAGAGGAGAGCAAGGAGAAGUGGGACCUCAAGGGCCUCCAGGACCACCAGGAAAAGUGUCUGACAUCACAGGCCAGCUGAGAGGAGACAGAGGAGAGAAGGGCGAUGCUGGCGACCCAGGAGAGCAUGGAGGCAAAGGUCAGAAAGGCGAAGCAGGGACUCCCGGAGCUGCAGGCCUGCGAGGUCCUGAGGGACAACGGGGACCUGCAGGCACAAGAGGUGACGCAGGGGAAAGAGGAGCGCCUGGAGAGAAGGGAGAAAGGGGAACAUCUGGGUUAGAUGGACGUCCUGGUCUGGAUGGUAAACCAGGUGCUGCUGGACCACCUGGACAGAGGGGUGAUCCUGGGAAACAGGGGGAUCCUGGAAGAGAUGGUUUACCAGGACUUAGAGGGGAGCAGGGCCCACCAGGACCUGUUGGGCCUCCAGGCAAUACAGGGAUACCUGGUAAAGCAGGUGAAGAUGGAAAACCCGGUGUUCCUGGCAAAAUGGGGGAGGAUGGUGUGCCAGGUGAAGAUGGGAGGAAGGGUGACAAAGGAGAAUCAGGAGCAGCGGGAAGAGAUGGCCGUGACGGGCAGAAAGGGGACCGGGGCCUUCCUGGGUCUGCGGGACCCACUGGACCUGCUGGGGCUCCUGGAGUACCUGGCAGCAUUGGUCCUCCUGGACAGGUGGUGUAUGUGAAAGGAGCUGAAGCAGCACCAAUCCCAGGCCCGCAGGGGCCUCCAGGAACCCCUGGUGUACCUGGGAUCCCUGGAGCUGUGGGAGCCAGAGGGGAUAGAGGUCUGCCUGGCCUCAAAGGUGAUGCUGGAGACCCAGGAGAGGAUGGGAUGCCAGGCAAACCUGGGACAGCAGUGGAUGUACAGAAGGCUCUGGCCGGCUUUGGCAUUCAGAUGUCUGAUCUGAAGGUGGUUGUGGACAGGAAGGACAUACUACUGAGUCCUCCAGUGCAGAGGGACGUAAAAGGUGACAAAGGGGACAGAGGUGAAACUGGACCGAGAGGACCAUCUGGUGCAGAUGGUUCCCGUGGCCUUCCAGGAGACAGAGGAGCGAAAGGGGAUCAAGGGGAGAGAGGACUCUCAGGAGCACCUGGACCUCCAGGUAGAGCCAUUGGAGAGCGAGGGCCAGAAGGACCACCAGGGCCCGCUGGAGAGCCGGGCAAACCAGGAAUACCGGGAGUUCCUGGGCGAGCUGGGGAACUAGGGGAGGCUGGAAGACCUGGAGAUAAGGGGGAGAGAGGAGAGAAAGGUGACAAAGGAGAUGCUGGAAAAAUUGGUCUAUCAGGAGCACCUGGCCCACCAGGUCAAAAGGGAGCAUCUGCUGACUCAGUGCUGGUUGGUUCGCCUGGGGUCAGAGGCCCUCCAGGACUUGCAGGACCAAAGGGAGAGCCUGGUGCUGCAGGACCACCGGGACCUCAAGGAGAACGGGGUUUUGUGGGAAGUCGAGGUGAUAAAGGAGACCGAGGACAGGCUGGAGAAAAAGGACGUGAUGGCUUGCAGGGAACAGCAGGAGAACCAGGAAAACCUGGUCAGGAUGGGAAACCGGGCUUGCCUGGGUUCCCAGGAGUUCUAGGCAGACCGGGAAACCCAGGAGAGCCUGGCAUAAGGGGGCCAACUGGCCCCAUGGGUCCCAACGGGUCUCCAGGUCCUGCAGGUGUGAAGGGUAAUCAAGGAGAGCCAGGUGUUGGUGUCCAGGGUCCUCCUGGAGCCCAAGGGAGCACAGGUCUGCCAGGACCACCAGGCCCCCCCGGAGCAGUAGGUCCACAGGGACCUUCAGGACUACCAGGGCAGGUGGGUGAAGCAGGUAAACCAGGAGUCCCUGGAAGAGAUGGGGUGCCGGGCAAAGAUGGGAUACCUGGGUUACCAGGAAAGCAGGGCAUUUCUGGACCUCCAGGCCAGAACGGCUUAAAGGGGGAGCAGGGAGACAGCGGUCCUCCAGGAAAGGCUGUGGCUGGACCCCCUGGACCCAAAGGGGAGAGGGGUCCAAAUGGUGUAACGCUGCCAGGCACAGCUGGGGAGAGAGGUCUACCUGGAGAAAAGGGUAACAGGGGAGACAAAGGUGUUCCUGGCAACAAAGGAGAGAGAGGAGUGGAUGGUGAGCCAGGAGAGCCCGGAGAAGAUGGGGCAAAAGGAUCUUCAGGGCCAAAAGGAGAUAAGGGAGAGAAGGGCAUAGGACAGGAGGGUCCUCCUGGCCGGGAUGGGCCUCUAGGUUUAAAGGGAGAUCCAGGCCUUCCUGGUCCAGCUGGUCCUCCAGGGCUACAGGGGAAGCCAGGUAACAGUGGGUUGCCUGGCCUGAGAGGAGAAAUUGGACAACCAGGACCUCCUGGACCACCUGGGGAGAGGGGUCUCCAAGGCUUUGGAGGCCGCGCGGGAAAUGCCGGGCCCCCUGGUCCUGCUGGACCUCCUGGACAGGCAGGCUCUCCUGGUACCAACGGGGUCAAAGGAGACAAGGGGGAAGUUGGCGUUGGACUCACUGGUCCCAGAGGAGAAAGAGGAGAACCAGGGCCGAGGGGAGAGGAGGGCCGUGCUGGCUUGGAUGGAGAGAGGGGGAUAACAGGUCCACCAGGGAUCCGAGGUAUUCGAGGAGAGAAGGGAGACAUUGGGCUGCAAGGUGACAAAGGAGAGAAGGGGGACACGGUGCUGGUGGGAGGACCUGCUGGAGAAAAGGGCAACAAAGGAGAAACAGGUGACAGGGGACCCAAAGGUGUUCAGGGAGAAAAAGGGACAAAGGGUCAAGAGGGCCCUCCAGGGGAGCAGGGUCUGAGGGGAGAGCCAGGAGAAAGAGGAUCCACUGGAUUCCCAGGUGCUCGUGGCCCUGGUGGACAGAAGGGAGAAGCCGGUCAACCUGGAGUACCUGGUGAAUCGGGUUUACCAGGGAAAGACGGGCUGACAGGACGUCAGGGGGACAAAGGGGAGUCUGGUAUCAUAGGACUGAGAGGAAUCAAGGGUGACCGAGGACCCAAGGGAGCUUGUGGAGGUGAUGGACCCAAAGGAGGGAAGGGGGAUGGUGGAAUUCAUGGACGUCCAGGCCUACCAGGAAGAAAAGGUGAACAGGGGGAAAUUGGACCCUCUGGUGCCCCAGGGACCCCCGGAAAAGAGGGACUAGUCGGUCCUAAGGGUGACCGUGGUUUUGAUGGGGUUGCAGGACCCAAAGGAGCUCAGGGAGAGAAAGGUGAAAGGGGUCCACCCGGCGUACCUGGUCCUCCUGGUCCCAGAGGAACCGAUGGAGCCCCUGGCCUGACUGGACCUCUGGGACCACCUGGUGCUAAAGGCCCAGAGGGGCUCCAGGGACAGAAGGGAGAGAGAGGUCCAAUAGGUCCCGCCAUGGUGGGUCCACGCGGUAUCCCAGGAAUCCCCGGGGAGCGAGGAGAACCGGGAGAGUUGGGGCCAGAUGGAGCCAAGGGAGAAAGAGGAGAGCCAGGCAUGACGGAGUUUGAGGUCAGAGAGUACGUUCGCACAGAGAUGAGUCAGCACUGUGCGUGUGGAGGUGAGUGAACCAUUCGACUGCAGCAGAAGAGAGAAGGUGGACAGAAGGGCUGUGAUGUAGCAUGAGUCACAACUAUACCACAUAUGCUGCUGCAGAGUCUGUAGGGAGAGCAGUCAGUCUCGUAUAUUAUAUAUUUUUAGAAUGCUUUAGGGCAUUUGCCCUCAUUAGGGCUACAGUUGGUAACUUUUAUGAAAAUAACUUUUUGUCAUUAUGUUGAACCUGUCACUUCAUCCACACAGUGUUAUACGACACAGGUAAUCUGUGAAAAAAUCAGGUUCCUCCACAUCCUCCUAUUGCCUCUGAUGACCAUUGCUAGAAUCUACCACGGUGCACCAAAAACAAC
Molecule: messenger RNA, 9369 nt
Organism: Epinephelus moara (kelp grouper)
Lineage: Eukaryota; Metazoa; Chordata; Actinopteri; Perciformes; Serranidae
Gene: col7a1
Product: collagen, type VII, alpha 1
Exons: 115
Coding region: 335-9034 (2899 amino acids)
Molecular function (GO): protein binding
Source: RefSeq, a predicted model, not a curated record